Durotheca rogersii is the source of this 2774-nucleotide messenger RNA. Its product is annotated as ARM repeat-containing protein. NCBI's taxonomy places the organism in Eukaryota, Fungi, Ascomycota, Sordariomycetes, Xylariales, Xylariaceae. Bases 428 to 2080 code for a protein of 550 amino acids. The transcript has 3 exons. The record is from RefSeq and is a predicted model, not a curated record. Gene Ontology annotation, biological process: NLS-bearing protein import into nucleus. Gene Ontology annotation, cellular component: nucleus; cytoplasm; nucleoplasm. Gene Ontology annotation, molecular function: nuclear import signal receptor activity; protein binding.
CAGGCUUCUCCGAAUAAAAGUCCUGAUGGAAGGUCCCCCCGCUAAGGUUGAAAGAGCGACCACCAUCCAUCCAAGUCUAAAUUCUUCUUCUGCCUCCGGCAUCAUCAACACUUUCCCCCACCAGUCUCUGCCACCGGGCAACGCAUCUCCUCUUCAUAGUUCCCGUCUUCCUCGCCGCUCUCCCGUCUCCAUCUCUGCGCUGCAUUCUCCGGCAUCGCGUCAUCAUCCUCCAGACCUGCAUCUUCUUCUCUCCUCCCUGGCUCCAGGCUGGCGUUGUCUCUGCGCAAGCGUCUUGCCUCUUCCAUUCGCGCCCUCCGCAAGUACCACUGUAGAGGGUGAUCAAAACAAAUCACCCCGCCUUGUCCCCUCUCUCUUUUCCCUUCCUCCACCAGCCACGCACGUCCUGUAGGGAUACCCAUCGGCAAUCAUGGCGGACCGGUUCAUCCCCGAGCAUCGCCGCAACCACUUUAAGGCCAAGAACACCUUCAAGCCCGAUGAGCUCCGCCGACGCCGCGAGGAGCAGGCCGUCGAGAUUCGCAAGGCGAAGCGAGAAGAGAAUCUAGCCAAGAGACGUGGCAUUGGCAGUGGUGACUCGCGUCCCGGCGCAUCGCUGGGUGCUGCUCCCGACAGCGACGAUGAAUCUGCCCCGACCGAGAGCCAGCUCAACGAGGACCUCCCUCAGAUGGUCCAGGGCGUCUUCUCGGACCAGAUCGAUCUCCAGAUCCAAGCAACCACCAAAUUCCGAAAACUGCUCUCCAAGGAGCGAAACCCCCCGAUCGAGGAGGUUAUCAAGACCGGCGUCGUCACCCGAUUCGUCGAGUUCCUUCGCUCCCCCCACACUCUCGUCCAGUUCGAGGCGGCUUGGGCCCUCACCAACAUCGCGUCUGGAAGUGCCACCCAGACUCAGGUGGUUAUUGAGGCGGGCGCUGUACCGAUUUUUGUCGAGCUGUUGGCUAGCCCUGAGCCGGAUGUCCGUGAGCAAGCCGUCUGGGCUCUCGGCAACAUCGCCGGCGAUAGCCCGUCUUGCCGGGACUAUGUAUUGAGCUGCGGUGCUCUGAAGCCACUCCUUAACCUGUUGGGCGAUAGUCGCAAGCUCAGCAUGCUUAGAAACGCUACCUGGACUUUGAGUAACUUCUGCCGAGGCAAGACACCCCAGCCCGACUGGAAUACUAUCGCACCUGCACUUCCAGUUCUUGCCAAGCUAGUUUACUCUCUCGACGAUGAGGUCCUCAUCGACGCCUGCUGGGCCAUUUCCUAUCUAUCAGAUGGUUCCAACGACAAAAUUCAGGCCGUCAUCGAAGCCGGGAUCCCCCGCCGUCUUGUGGAGCUGCUCAUGCACGCAUCUACCUCCGUCCAGACUCCGGCCCUGCGGUCUGUUGGCAAUAUCGUUACCGGUGAUGAUGUGCAGACACAAGUCAUAAUUAACUGCGGCGCCUUGUCGUGCCUGUUAGCGCUUCUAAGCUCUAACAAGGAUGGCAUCCGCAAGGAAGCAUGCUGGACUAUUUCGAACAUUACAGCGGGCAAUUCUCAGCAGAUUCAAGCCGUCAUUGACGCCAACAUUAUCCCUCCCCUGAUCCAUUUAUUGUCUAACGGCGACUUGAAAACUCGUAAGGAGGCUUGCUGGGCCAUUAGCAACGCUACCAGCGGUGGGCUCCAAAAGCCUGACCAGAUCCGAUACCUAGUUACGCAGGGUUGUAUCAAACCUCUAUGCGAUCUUCUCGCCUGCCCCGACAACAAGAUCAUUCAAGUCGCCCUAGACGGCCUAGAGAAUAUUCUCAAGGUUGGUGAACUCGACAAGCAGACUGCUGGAGAAGACUCCCGGUCGAUCAACCGUUAUGCACUGUUUAUCGAGGAGUGUGCCGGCAUGGAGAAGAUCCACGAUUGCCAGACGAACGCGAACGAGGAGAUUUACAUGAAGUCUUACAACAUCAUCGAGAAGUACUUCUCUGACGAGGACGAGAACGCCGACGACGGCAUGGCUGCGCACACCCAACCUAACGGCACGUUCGGGUUUGGAACCAACGGCGCGCAAGGCGGUGGUUUCAACUUCGCCAACGGUGCUGACACGAUGGAUAUGUAGGGCGGCGCCGCCCCCGGUAAACCCCAUCAUCAGGCGGGAUGGCUAUGGCCUGCACCCGAUCCUACGAAGCUCCGGGCAGGCAAUCUAGUAGAAUAGUCACAACACGAACCUCAUGCCCAAGCCCCCAUAACCCCCCCUGCUUUGCCUUACACGUAACCCAAUUCCCUGCACACAAGCCCCAUCGAGAAUGGCGUUAAUCGAGGUAGGAAGAAAGACCAAGUCAAGGUCAACCACGCGAGCAAGAAUGAUAGGCCAUUUGGUAGCUUUAAAGCUCCAGCCUAGGAGAGAAGAAGUGGUUGUAGGGAGAGUAAAGUGUUGUAUUAUGUACGAGGGUCGCUAAUGGUAGCUUGAAAGCUCCUACCCUCCCGAGAAUGGACCUGAGAUCCGCAACACGACUCGGCCCCCCGAGGUCGCCGCGGAGUUGUUGUCGGGUUAGUCGGUUGAGUCGCGGUAUCUCACCGAUCUGGUACAGGCCGGAUACGAAUAGUGCUCUUAGCACUGCCCCUCCCAAGUGGUAGAGGUAGAGAUUCCCGACUCCCGCCAAGACCUGAAGGACUCAACAAUGUGCCGGUCUUAUCAAGUGGUAAGUACCCCUUUCAGAAGUAGUCAUCAGACGGCUAGUUAGUGAGCCCGGGGCCCAAGGCAUUCGUGCCGUGCAGCUCCGGCUUGCUUAAAAUUGACACCAUCCCGCCGA